AUGAAGUCCUUAAUAAGAAAAAUUGUCUUGGCUAAAAACAUUUCAUUUACUCGUAUAAAUACUUCACGACUGGCUUCGAGUGAUGCAAAAAAACAGGAAGACGAGUCGGAAAAGGCUGAAGAAAUCGUGAAAAAUAUUACUGUUGAAAAAUACAAAGGAAUUACAACACUGAAUAUUGACCGUCAAAGAAAACGGAACAGUCUUGAUGAAGCCACACUGAGGGAGAUGGCCGCAGCAAUAGAGGCUUUUGAGAAAGACUCUGAGGCGAAAGUGCUGGUGUUCAAUGGUGAAGGUGGAUCAUUCUGCUCAGGAUUUGAUUUAGAUGAGAUGGGAGCAAAAGGAUACAAUACACUUUUAGAUGCUGCUUCGCGACUCCUUCGUCGACCUCUAUGUGAUAAACCAACCAUUGCGGCAGUAACUGGAUAUGCUGUGGCCGAGGGAUUUGAAUUGGCACUAGCUUGCGACCUUCGCAUCAUUGAAGAUACGGCUGUAGUAGGAUGUUUGGGCCGCAGAUAUGGUGUGCCACAAAGUUUAUACGGUGCUCGUCGUCUAACCUCCUUAAUAGGACUGUCCCGUGCACUAGAUUUGCUCAUGACUGGCCGCCUUAUAUCUGGUACCGAAGCACAUGCCAUGGGUUUGGCGUGUAAACUCACCUCUACUGGCACUGCACUUGGCGAGUCGGUGAAGCUAGCAAAGUCCCUAGUUAAAUUCCCACAAAAUGCACUAAUUAUGGACAAACUGGCGGCCGUCAACUCACAGCUGAACCCCAACAGUGAGGAGAGCAUGCGAGACGAAGCCGUAAUAUCAAGCUUGUUGGGAGGUGCGAUAGAAGAUAUUGACGAAGGAGUCAAAAAGUUUAAGAAAGGUAUAGGUAAACACGGCAAAUUUUACAGACUGACAGAUGUGCCCCUUAAAGACUGGGAACUAGAGGAGACGUUUGACGAAGUUAAGAUUAAAUCCGACAAGGAACAUAAAAAAUCUUAA
Molecule: messenger RNA, 984 nt
Organism: Parnassius mnemosyne (clouded apollo)
Lineage: Eukaryota; Metazoa; Arthropoda; Insecta; Lepidoptera; Papilionidae
Source: the annotation of a GenBank genome assembly